AUGCCAUUCCUCCGUCUCGUUCCCGAAGAACGCGCCCCAUACCAUCCCGCCAGCAUGAACCAGCAACCCCUGUCCGGAGAAGGCGCCGGCGGCAGCCAAGCGUCAAAGACCAGCGCAGAUACAAAAUCACCCGCGGUCACCUCCAGCAGUGGCAGCGGCAGCGGCAGUGGUAGCGCCAGUGGUACUUCCGAUUGCAAGUUUCUCAAGCUUACUCCCGAACCGAACAAGUCGGCGGCCGUCCAUGUGCAACGGGGUACUACAGCCGAUGAUGAGGACAAGGCUGCUGUCGAAUCCACUGCCAAACAAUGA
This is a messenger RNA of Exophiala dermatitidis NIH/UT8656, 309 nucleotides long. RefSeq lists its product as uncharacterized. Bases 1 to 309 code for a protein of 102 amino acids. The record is from RefSeq and is a predicted model, not a curated record. NCBI's taxonomy places the organism in Eukaryota, Fungi, Ascomycota, Eurotiomycetes, Chaetothyriales, Herpotrichiellaceae. The transcript has a single exon.